ACAAGUUUUCAAUCCGCUGUUGAAAGCAGUUUCUAUCCAAAGUUGAAAUUCGACAUUUACGGGAAAUAACAAUGAUUUUUAAAUCCGUGUACGCACUCGGCGCAUUCUGCCUAAUCUACGUUUUUAUUGAGGUAGAAAGUUCGUUUAUAAAACCGAAUAAUGUACCAAGAGUUGGCAGAAGCAGCGAAAGUGACCCUUUCGACCAAGGUUUGAUGGGAUAUGUUAUAAAAACUAUUCCUAGCAAAACCAUACCAAGGAUGGGUCGAAGAAAUUUUGAUUCCGUUAAUCGCUACGAUAUUCCAAAGUUAUACCAGGAGCAAGAUGAGAGUCUCAAAUUUUUAAAUGAUGAAGAUAUAUCAAGAUUGACUCAAGAACAAGAAAGCUCCUAUGGAAGUCGAUAAUAAUUCACAGAAUGUCACUGUGGAUUCUGAGAAAUAUCUACUGUUUUGCUAAUCGAUCCAUUGUUACUCUUUAAGUUCAUUCUAGUCAUUGUUUUUGUUUUAUGUUUGAGAAUAAAUUCAUUUGCAUGC
Molecule: messenger RNA, 530 nt
Organism: Bicyclus anynana (squinting bush brown)
Lineage: Eukaryota; Metazoa; Arthropoda; Insecta; Lepidoptera; Nymphalidae
Gene: ETH
Exons: 3
Coding region: 72-401 (109 amino acids)
Source: RefSeq, a predicted model, not a curated record